Messenger RNA from Pseudomassariella vexata, 2102 nucleotides. RefSeq lists its product as uncharacterized. The record is from RefSeq and is a predicted model, not a curated record. The transcript has 4 exons. The coding region runs from base 137 to 1915 and encodes 592 amino acids. Lineage: Eukaryota; Fungi; Ascomycota; Sordariomycetes; Amphisphaeriales; Pseudomassariaceae.
AGCCGUAUUCCGCCUAGUGACUUACCUACCUGUCCUAUCUACCUAAUUGUCUCCGACUACUGAUUCGUACAUUGUGCUUUCAUUAAAUAACACACAUUUAGAAAGGCACAUCUACCUAUUUACACGCACGCCUAAGAUGACGAGAACAUUGCUUCUCGCCUUUAUUCAUGGAUUCAAGGGGAACGAUGACACUUUUCAGACUUUCCCUCAGGAUCUGAAGAGGGAGGUUUCGAACAAGCUGCCGGGUCACAAUGUCGAGUCCGUGGUGUAUCCAAAAUAUGAGACGAAAGGGGAGCUGGCUCAGUCAUCCGAGAAAUUAUUAUCAUGGCUGAAGGAAAGAGUCAUGGAUGUGCGGAAAGCACACCUCGAGAAACCAUGGCCGCCAAAUGACCGAGACGUUGGCGUGGUUCUAGUAGCUCACUCAAUGGGUGGCUUCGUCGCAGCAGACUCCCUCUUCCUCGUGCUAAACGAGAGAAUCCAGGACGAAGAUCAGGGCUCACCCAUGUUCCCUUUAAUCCAGGGCCUUUUGACCUUCGAUACCCCUUACAACGGCCUGGCAAGAUCUAUGUUCGUGUAUGGCGCAUUUUCCAACUACCAAAAGGUCAGCAGCGUCUUCAACGUAAUGACCGCCUUGGCUACAGCUCCGUCUGGUCUGGGAAAAAUCGCCUUCAAGAGGUCGGCUGCCGCUGUACCAGCCCCAACCAGCACUUCCAAGUCGGCGUGGAAAGGCUGGCAACUGGUUGCCGUCCGCACUGGCACCGUCGGGGCCAUCGCCGCGGGAGGCGUAGCGGCGUACAUGCACCGGAAACAAAUCAUGCAGGGCAUGAAGAACGUGCGCAACCUUAACAAGGAUUCAGUCAAAGAAGGGUAUCAGAACAGUAUUGACGCACUCGGUCAGGGGCUGGCGUACAUCAAUCGCGGCAAUGUGGGCAAGUCUUUCGAGUACCUGUCCGAUCAUUUCACGUUUGUUGGAUCUUUAAUGAAGCAACAAGAGUUGAGCAGGAGACUCGAACGCAUGAGCGCGCUCAAGGGAAUCGGCAUCCACGACUUCUACACAUCUCUAGGCGAGAACGGAGUCUGGACGGGUGGGUACUUUGUCCCCGAGCGCACGUUCUGUGCCAUUCCCAACAAGGAGCAUGAUGCGUAUUCUCUCUUCUCGAGACAAGUCAUCAGGAAAACGGAGGAUGAGGUUCAGGCCCAUAUGAGCAUGUUCAAACGAGACAAAAAUGAAACGUACGACAACAUGACGCAAGAGGCGAGCAACUUGGUGGUGAAGUGGUUCAAUGACGAGUCGGAUAUCGUCGAUGAUCCCAAGUUCGCUUUGCCUACACCCCCUGAGCCGGUGGAAGAGCCAACCGCCACGACGGAAGAUGGCAAAGAAGUUCCCAGGACUGAAGACCUUCCCAAAGUAGCAGAUACGCCAGAACAGGAAGACGACAGCGAACUGCUCGACGAAUCACCUCUGGACAUCGCAGCCGCCGCCUCCAUGGUGCCGUUACCAGAUGACGCUGAUGAGGCGCCGGAGACCAUCCAGACGAAGAACGCCGAAAAGAGCAAAUACAUGCGCUACCUCUUUGGUGUAGCAGAACAGGCUGGUACUGGCUUGAAGUCGUAUGUUCCCAGGCAGUUGCCCGAUAUGCCGCAGAUUCCGACGGGACCUAGCUUCAAGAGCUUCAUUCCGACGCAGAUGCCCGGGAUGCCGAGCAUGCCGUCGGUCAAUGUUUUUGGGAAGAAACAGGUGAAGGAGACUUCGUUGCCCGAUGAUUCGACGGAGCAGAAGAGCCAAGAAUCACAGGCUGAUGUGCAGGCCGACGUGCCUCUUGUUGAGGAGGGUCACCCGCUUGCGUUUGGCGAAGCACCCGCCAAGGCAGGCCAUCCGCUCGAGUCUGGUAUAACUGUGAAGCAGGAAUCGUGAGAUUGACUGAUUGAUUGAUACGGAUUUCCUUCUACUAAUUCGGCGUUGAAUUAUCUUAUGCUUAUGAGACGAUGGUAAUUAUUAGGUAUUAUGAAUGAGUAGCGACAGCAACGAGAAACAAUGCCUUCAACCUUCGAUGCGGCAUGAUCAUAAAUGUGACAAUAGAUGCCGAAAAGUCUGACGCGCG